AGUGCCCAGGGUUAAGUAACCUUCCCUGUCCCGCCCCGCCCCGCCCCGCCCCGCCCGCCAGGGGGAGUCGCCUGGCAACAGGGCCUCGCUGUGGAGCGGACGCGGGCGCUCUAAGGCAGGCAGGCAGGCGGCGGAGAGCGAGCGAUGAAUCUGCCAGUGCGAAUGGGGAGAUGAGGUGGGGGCGGUUCCCGCUGCCGGGCUUGAAUCGCCGGUAAAAUACAAACCGCCGCCGGAAGCCUCAGCUGCAAAGCACCGGGCUGGAGGCCCUGCUUUUCCCGGUCUUACGUCAGCAUCUCCGGAGCGGGACAGUACCUGAGUCCGGGGUCACUGCAGCUUCUUGAGGACUUGCAAGGCAGAAAAAGGGCAACACGUGCACCCUGCUCAUGAUCAAAACUACUUAUAUAUAUGAAGGCUUGUAUGCAAAAGGGAGACUGUUGCCAAGAAGAGAAGAUUGAGCAGUAGGAGAUGGGUCAGGAGGAUCCUGAAUUCUCAGAAGGACACUCCGUGAGACUCAAAAGACUAAUGGGAAAGAUGAGGAAACUGAGGGAGGUUCAUGAGUACAGCUGUUUGUUUUUGCUAGAUUUGUAACUCGUGUGCUUGCCUAAAGAGAAUAUCCUGUAUUAAACUUGUCCCAAAAAUCUAAAAGAAGAAUAGUGUGUGAAAUAAUGGCAACUGGAGACUUAAAAGGAAGUUUACGCAAACUAGAACAAGGACUUCGCUUGUUAAACUAUCCUAGGGACGUGGAUUACACAGGCAGUUUUGUAAAGGGUGAUCCAGCUGCGUUUUUACCCAUCAUCAGUUAUUCCUUCACAUCCUUCUCAACUUGCGUAGCAGAACUUUUGGUGGAAUCUGAUGUAGAGCUCACAGCUAAAAGCGAUUUGCGUUUUAUUGAAGCUAUCUAUAAGCUACUUCGAGAUCAGUUUCAAUACAAACCAGUUUUAACAAAACAGCAGUUUCUCCAGUGUGGCUUUGCAGAAAGGAAAAUACAGAUUGUUUGUGACAUUAUCAGUGCUGUGAUGAAAAAGCAUAAGGAAUUAAGUAAUAUGAAUAAGGCCAAAUCUCAAACAAGAAAAAAAAACAGGUCUUUAAAAUUUGAGUCACAGGCAAAUUGUGAGAAACUUCUUGCUGAUCCUGUUUGCAGGACUGUGAUUUCUCAACAGAAACCUCAAGUGGAACGUCACCCAAAUAAUGAAGUUAAUGUGCAUGUCUAUGAUACUGCCAUUCCAGUAGAUGAAGAUAGCGAAGAAGAAUCCUGUGUAUCUGAUGAUGUUUUGGAAGUUGUGUGUGAACAAGCCACAGAAGAUAAUAGUCAAAUGGAGCUGUUAAAGAGCCAGCUUGCUGAUUGCCAAGAAAAACUUCAUAAGCUAAGUUGGAUGGAAGAUAAACUACAUGUUUUAGAAGAGAAACUUAAAGGGAAGGUGAUUAUAGAUGAGAAGGACUGGAAUAAUCUCCUGAGCCGGGUCUUGCUCCUUGAAACAGAACUGUUAUUGCAGUCAAAAAAGAGUGACUUAUCUACAGAAUUUAACAAUAUGAGUGAAGACCAUACCUCUAGUAGGAAUAUGACUCCAGUUUCUCCUGAUAUUGAGAGGAAGGAGGAGAUGCCAGAGAGUCUUCAUCAGUCGUCUGGAUACAGUUCACUAUUAUCCACAGACCCAUCUCCCAAAGCCGUAACCAUUAAUUAUCAUGGUUUGACAGAGAUUUCAAAGGAGACAACAAGACAAAGAAUGGAAAGGAUAAGUAAAAUGAUUGAAGAAACUUCAGAAUUGCUGAAAAAUUCAAGUAACACAUCGUAGACAAUUUUCUGUCUAGACUUCUGGAUCUCAAAAUUAUUAUGUAAAUUUGUACAAUUUUAAAGUUUAUUUUGAAUAUAUUAUCAGUUUUAAGGACUAUAAUUGUUUUAAAAAAUUUUAUUUUUACUUGAAGAAUAAAUGUUCUCAUACCUUUGUCAUGAUUACAUUAAUUUUAACAUUUUGCUAUAGAAAAUUGCAUUUUUUGUGGAGUCGAAGUCAUUACAGAAGUGUGUUUUUGUGUUGAUAUUUGUUGGCAAUGUGCUAAGUAAUACGUUUUUUAAAGUGCAGGCUUGAGGACCAUGGUUUACAUCCUGUUGGAAACACUCCAGCUGGGACUUGCAUAUUGCACCCAAGAGACUUUCAUACAUACCAUCUUGCCAUCUGUACUGUUCAAUAAGACUUCAUGAAAACUUAAAUGCACAUAUUGUAAAUGUGUACCUUUUUUGUUUUGUUUUUUUUAAUUAUAAAUUUUCAUGGUUAGUCAGAAAGCACCCCAACACAUUAUGGCUUCCAUUAACACUGACAAAGUGAAGGUCAUUUGGAUCCUAAACACUAAAAUGUGUAAGUAAGUCCACAGACUUUGACUAUGCGAGAUGUGGUGAGUGUUUUAGUGCUCUAUUACCCAACACAUUUUAAGACCAGCAGCACAGAUGGAGACCAUACAGUGGACAAAGACAUACAACAUUUUUAUGGUUUGAAACUAUAUAAAAUUUCUCUUUUGAGACACAAGUAGAUGUAAGACUUCCAUAAACAUGAUAUAGUCAAAUCAAAGGUGUCAGUGUGGGCUGGGUAGAGAGAUGGGAUUUCAUCCUUGUUUUCUAAAUUACUGGGUAUUUAAAAUGUUAUGCAAGAAACCUUUUUACAACAUGCUGUAGCUAUCCAUAUUACUUUGAUUCACAUGAAAAGAUCAAAAAACGACAUUGCAACAGCUGAAGAUAUCAAGAUUUAAAUGGUAUAAUUUUCAGAUGGAGCAUCUGUUUGCUCUUCCUUUUUAAAAAUGAUUUAUUUGAUGAUGAUGAUAAUAAUGAAUAUGUUCCUCCAUAAAUGUGAUUGAUUUUCAUUUUACAUAUCCAAAGUGAGUAACAUACAAUAAUCUGUUGUUUAAGGACUUAAGCUUAAGGACAUGAACACACUUGUAAUAAAACUCCCAUUUUUUUCCAGUAUACUUAACUUGCAGAUUCCCUGGAAAGCAAGCUUUACACUCAUGAUGGCAACUCUAAAGUUUUUAUUUGGAAAUCCCCUUGUUCACAACCCACUACUCCACUAUCCUAAAGAAUAAUUUUUUAAAUUGUUUCUUCUAGAGAGAAGAAAAAUUUCCUACUGAUCUGAGAUUGUGUGUUGUGUGCAGUAAACAGAUUAUAGCACCAUCUUGUGGUGCAUAUUUAUACAAAGUAUUUUCGCAAUUUAGAAUAAAAUUGUUUUGAUACAGAGUACCGACAGUCACUUUUGCUCUGAAACAGUAAUGACAAUGUUUUGAGUAUCGACUUUUCAUUGUUUACUAUAUUGUAUUGAAACAGGCUUUUAACUGGUAAUUUAGGGUGGAAAUUAGGGUACAAACAAAGUGCAUUGCGUGUGGUUUCCAUAGUUCAGUACCAAAAAACCCUAAUGUUUUGUGCUGUAGUGUGGAGAAAGAGGAGAACAAUGUUAAACAAACAUUUGUGUUCAGGAUUUAAGAAGUUGUUGCAUACUUGAUGCAGCUUAAUAUUAAUAUUAAAAGAAACUUUUUGUGUCUCUGACAAAGUAACAUGCAAUCUAAAAUAUUCCUCAAUAUAGUACUGCACGUUUCAAAAUACACAAUUGUCCAACACUUUCCAAUUUUCAAACUUAGCAUAUUUAGACUUUCCUUUACUAGGUUCUUAGUUUUCGCUCGAGGCCAUUAUCGUGGGAUGACUUUUUUUUUUUUUUUUUUUUUUCCUGUAACACACCUGAGUUUUGUAAAGUGCUUUGUGAUUCUUGGAUUGCAGGUGUUGAGAAGUGCAUCAUAUUAUUCCUUAUUUUGAAAUUUUAGGAUUUUUUUUCUGAGUCGGAAGAAACUAUACAUGAUAGAGAAUGUUCAUCUUUUAACAGUCUUUACAUGUGUCUGCACUAGAAUUUUUUGGUAGAAAUCCAUCUGUGGAAACUUUAUAGAUGGAGCACUGGCAUUUUUACUAUUCGAUGGCUGGGGUGAUAAGCUCCACUGUUAGCAGCAGCAACAGGAACACUAGCAUAGAUGAGCAAUGCCACUUUAUCAUUGUCGUGACUAAAGGUAAAAAUGCUAGUAUCCCAUGUAUACUAACACACUGGUAGAUCUCCAUGACUGGUAAUGAAACAGUUGGCGAUCCCGCCCCACCCCAACGAGUUAGACAUUAGAGAAUGUUCUUCCUAACAGCUUUUAUCACAACUAGUUUCUUUCAACUUGUCUACCAAAAAUUCCGGGGUUUCAAAAUGUGGAUGUUUUACAUGACUACCGUUUUUAUCUAUUUACUGUGCUGCUAUUCACACUUUUAAAGUCCUUAGAGAUGCUUCUUUAAAAGAGAAGAAAAAUCAGUCCACUGCAAAACAGGCACUCCUUUCCUGAAUACCUUUCUUUUAAUUUAUAUAAUUUAAAUAAAUUUAACUGGAGUGUCUCUCUCCCCAUAGAUCAUACAAGAGAUCCCACCUUUCAAUUCUUAUGACAUUCAUGAUCAUGCAAGGGAUAAUGAAGCAUAAUUGUAUUAAAGUGGAACAAUGAAGCAGGAGCUCUUCCUAAAAUUGCAGUUGAUUGGACUGGGUUUUAAAUCUUCUAGUAAAUGUGAACUGAAACAUGCAUGCUUGUUUGAAGUCAGUUUAAAAAAAAGAAAAAAACAAAAACAAAAAAAAACCCCAAAACCAAAGCAGUCAUCCGGUAUUUUUUAAAAAUUAUUUAGAACACGCUUAGCUUGUGUAAUAACCAUAAAAAUCUGACAGUUACUGAAAUGUAAUCUGAGUCGCAGCCCUUUUUGUUAAUCUUACUUGGGGUUGCUGUAGAGGGCUUCUUGGGUUUUAAUAUUUCAGUGUUGUGAAGCAUAGCUAGUAAGGAAACCAUUGCAAUAUAUGGCUUUAGAAUGCACUUUUGGCUUUAUCAUAUUGGCUUAGUUAAUCUAAUAGAGAUGUCAGAAGUAAUAUCUCGCCAAGGUUCUGACCUAACUCCCCUAGACCUAAAUGGUCUCAAUACAGUAAUGCUUUUUGGGGGGCAGGAUUUAAUUCUUAAUUCUCUAUAGUAGCUGUGAUCUGUGCAUAUGUGGGGGGUUUUUUAGUCACCAUUAUUACUAAGUAUGUCCCACUUUCUUGUUUUUAUGCUGUUUCUAUGAAUUACAUUACACUGGUCCUUGGGGAGAAAUAUAUUUCUUUCUUGUAUUAUUGAGUAGCUCACCAGCUGGUCAGAAAUAUGCUGGGCUUUUCAAAGCUGAAAUGUUUCAUGAACACACACAAAUUUUGAAGAAGUUUUCAUGGGGAAAGUUUUUAGGCUCCAGGGUUCUUUGGUCACUUUUAACCAGAAAGAAACUAACACGCUCCGUAGCAUGAUGAUGUUUAGGCUACUGGCAUGGGAUGUGGGACAUACAGGUUCGAGUCCUUGCUCUGGCUGAUUUUAGAGGUUUUUUUCAUCCAAGAUCACUCCGAAUCAGGCAGAGCAGGGACUUGAACCUGGUUUACCUACAUUUCCAGCCAGAGCCCUAACCACCAUUCUGUAGAAGGUGAGAGUACACUCGUCCUCGGCUCAGGUUUCGAACCCACAGUGGAUAUUUUGACAGAAUUCUGUUUUUCAAAAACAUUGGAAAGGUACCUGUUUUGUUCCAAUGUGGAAUGAAAACAAAUUCUGAACCCUAAAAAGUUGCCAUGAAAUGGAAUUAUUGUCUCCAGGUGGCUCUACUGAGGGGAGAGAUCCUUUUUAUAUACUUCAUCUGCUAGUGUUUGAUUUCCCCAUGGUGUAAUCUUCUGGAGUGUUUGUUUCUGUAGCAUUCCAUAGAUGAUGCGUAGGGCUCAUGUUGUGAAUUCUAAGAAAUGGGUAUUAUGCCACUCUUUUUUAACCUAUUAACAUGGUGCAGCUUUGAAAAAACACUCCAGUAUACAAAUGCUCUCUGCUUCUUAAGCACAUGUGAAACCUGUGUCCCUGGCAGGGUGUAUUUGUUGCAUUGGAAUUGCACUUUUAAUUUAUCAUUGUUUUCAGUCUGAGAAAAAAGGCACUUUAUUUUCCCACUGGAGUUUUUUCCCAUAACUAAAGUGACAUCACUGACAAAGCUAAAAUUCUGGUGCAGUAGAGCUGUUUUUGCCUGCGAUCUUGAGGGGAUACAUGUUGAAAUUGGGACCAAAAAUUGAUGGUAAUUGGGCAGUUUCAAAUGCAGUAAAAGAAUAUGGCUUUUGGUGGCACACCCUUGGGCCAUCAGAAAGACAACUGUGGCCGUAUUGUAUUUGUAAUGAUUUAUACAAGACAUAACAUAGUGUUUAAUUGUUGACUUGCAAUAAGUCACCGAACGUAUAUUUUUAAUAGAUAUGUUCCAAGACUGUCCACAAAUUUUAAUCUGUAUAUUUCUGUUCUAGUGUAGGUCAGAAAAUUGAAUAGAAUUUAGUGAUAAUUUGUUUGGGAUUAUUUGUGAGCCUUGAGUAUUGGUCAACAACUCUUGAUUUCAGGCAGAGAAAAGCUGGAAAAAGCUUUUCUUGCAAAGUCCUGAACUUGGCUUAUAGAAGAAAAUGUAUUUCUUUGAGUCUCUGCGAAUGUGGCUCCCGCCCAUGUUGUAUAUACACCUGCUGCAUCUGAGUGGGAUCCACGUACACAGAACAUCUUGAAGAAUCAGUUACUAUAAGGUAAGAAACUGUUCUUUAUAGAAGUAUUGAAACUUUAUAUUUGAACUGAUCAAAUGAGAGCAAAUGUUUGCUUGGAAGACAGUAUGAAAUGGGAUUAUCCCAACCUUAGAUAUAUAGGGAGGUAUAUGUAAACUAAAUCCAGCAGUUUGUUUUAUGCCAAAUGUGUAGCAGUUUGACUAUUAUCAACAUAUCAAGGAGUAUAGGUGGAGUUCUGAUUUGCGUGUGAAUAUAUUAUAGUAGUGCAUUUUAUUUUGAUAACAGGUAUAGUAUGAUUGGGCUUGAUUUUACAGAGUUUCCAUUUCCAUAUUUUGCUAAGUUAAGAUUCAGAAUUGCAUAGUUUUCAGAUGCAUGUCCUUGGAUAAUUAAUCUGCAGUAAAGUCUGUACCUCAGUUUUCACCAUCUUUAAAAAGAAGAGUGAUUCCUGCCUGUUUGCCUCAUGGGAGCAUUGUGAGGAUUGAUCAGUUGUUUGCAUUAUGCUUUGAAAAUGUGUAGUACUGAUAAUUUCUCUAACAUUGUAGGUAUAAUUUUCAGAGUUCUUUAAUUUAAGCCAAUCAAUUCCUUUCCUUAUUCAUUUAUUUAGGCUCCAUUUUAUUCUAGUCUUAAAAGUUCAACUGUUUUUUGAAAUCCUCCUUUCUAAGUACUUCAAAGUUUUAUCAGUACUGUAACAAAAUAUGGAAGCUGUUGCUGGAUGGACUUUUGUUCGUUUGUUUGAAUUUCUUCAUCAAACUAAUAUUCAUCCUGUGUUAUAGUGACACCGAGACCUUGCAAGACUAUAGACUUAAAUUUUGCUCCUUUCUUUUGUCUCACACACUACUGUUAAAUCCUGCAUUUCUGUGUCCACUUCAUGCUAUAUAGUUCAAAGUGACUGUUGAUGUUAAGAGUUGUGAUUUUUUUUUUUCCUGCCAUGCAUCCUAUUUCUAGCAAUGUACUCUUUUUCACUAUUCCAUAGGUCCAUCUGUCAAAGUUCCUGGAAAAAAUCAUGCUCAGCAGCCAGAGUUGUGCUAAGUGCUUCUCAGUGCCAAGGUACACAGAUGCCUUGAACAGGUUGUGUUUUCUAACAAGAAAAUCCUCAAACCUUGACCCCCAGUUCAGAAUUUUGCAAAUGUAUAAAAAUUGGAAGACUU
Molecule: messenger RNA, 7714 nt
Organism: Dermochelys coriacea (leatherback sea turtle)
Lineage: Eukaryota; Metazoa; Chordata; Testudines; Dermochelyidae
Gene: CEP44
Product: centrosomal protein 44
Exons: 12
Coding region: 666-1793 (375 amino acids)
Cellular component (GO): centrosome; spindle pole
Source: RefSeq, a predicted model, not a curated record